UUUAUUAAGUUUUCAAAUCUUUAAAAUGAGCACCAAUAUGUUUAAUGUCCUCAACAUUUCAGAUGAUGAGGAUUCUAAAACUCAAUAGGCACAAUAAAAAACCCAAUAGCAACAGGCAAAGAAGAAUAAGUAAAAGCGUGAAUAGGAAUAAUUAAGAAAGAAAGCACUUAACAUAAAAAUCCAGCACCAAAACAAAAGGGUUCUAACAGCUGAUCCUCAUCCAAAGGACAGACAUUCUGGAACAGGAAUUGGAAAGGAACUUCGUAAAGAAGGUGGUGGAAGAAGAAAUUGGGGAAAUUAUAAAGACGAUUUAAAGUAGGAGAAAUACCAAGGUGCAAUUGAGGGAAAGGAGGCACAAUAAGAAUAAAAUACAGAAUAAUAAGCUGAAGAAUAAUAGCCAUAGGAAAAUGUACCAUAACCACCAGCAGAGAAGACAUUAGCAGAUUAUUAUCAAGCAAGAGGAGCGAAUGUUGAGGAUAUACUCAAAAAGUAGGAAUAGAAACCAUAGCCAGUAGUAAAGAUUGAUGAGGAGGCAUUGAAGAAGGAGAAAUUACAGGUGAUGAGAACAAGAGAAGAUGAGAAGAGAGAGAAGGAAUAGAAGGCAGCUAAAAAAUCAAGUGGUUAGUAAUAGGGAUACAGAAGUGAAAUGGAGUACAGAAGGAUAAUAAUAUUUUCGGAUUUACAAAUGAUACAAAAAGAAAUGACAGAAAUGACAGAAAUGAUAGAAAUGAUAGAAAUGACAGAAAUGACAGAAAUGAAAGGAAAGAUCAGAAUAACAAAGGAUAAAAGAAAUAAUAAUAACCAAAUAAUGGAGUUCAAUUCGAUGAUAAGGAUUUCCCAUCAUUAUGAAGUGAUCAUUCCAAACACAUAAAAAAGUGAGAAAUUUGGUAUAUAUAGUACAUAUAUCAAUUAUAAUUUCACUCUCUCUUCAUUAGUGAUUAGACUUCACUUAAUUUAUUAGAGACAGGCAAUCUAAGGUUCAUUUCUGACUUACUGUGUCUAAUAACUUCUUGUCUCGCAGUAUUUUAUGUUGAUCUGA
Paramecium tetraurelia is the source of this 1039-nucleotide messenger RNA. RefSeq lists its product as uncharacterized. The transcript has 5 exons. Gene Ontology annotation, molecular function: RNA binding. The record is from RefSeq and is a predicted model, not a curated record. Lineage: Eukaryota; Ciliophora; Oligohymenophorea; Peniculida; Parameciidae. Gene Ontology annotation, cellular component: nucleus; cytoplasm.